This is a messenger RNA of Triticum turgidum subsp. durum (durum wheat), 1461 nucleotides long. NCBI's taxonomy places the organism in Eukaryota, Viridiplantae, Streptophyta, Magnoliopsida, Poales, Poaceae. The record is from the annotation of a GenBank genome assembly.
AUGGCGCCGCCGCCGCCACGGCUGCUCGCCGGCGGCGACCACAGUCCGCCCCCCACGUCAACCUCCUCCCCGGAGCACCCUCUCCUCUCCGCGCACCUCCUCCUCCCCGACCCAUCCCCCUCCGAUCUCUCCUCCCCGCACCUCCCCCACGCCCUAGCCUUCUCCUUCCUCACCCACCCGUCCCCUCUCCCGCGCCGCCUGCUCCUGCUCCUCCACGCCGCCGGGGGCCGCUUCCCCGCCUUCUACCACUCCUUCGCCUCCGCCCUCCUCUCGCUCCCCUUCCCGCUCCUCCUCCCCCACCCACGCGCCCGCCUCCUCCUCGCCGCCGCCGAGCUCACCCGCGCGGCCGCGCCGGGCUUCGCGCCCCUACUCCUGUCCCUCCUCCGCCGCGUGCCCUUCCCCGGAGACGCCCGCCUCCUCGACCACAUCCGCGAGCAUUCCUCCUUCCUCGUCGCCGAGGAGCCGCAGCUCCUCGCCUCCGCGGUCUUCGCGUUCCUCCGCCUCCUCGCCAGGAACCGCCUCGCUCCGUUCCCCAGGAGCGCCGAGUGCAGCAACUGCGAGGAGUGCAAGAGCGCGAAGAACCUCGAAGAGUGCGGAGAGAAGCUGGUGUCCUUCUGCGUCUCGGUGCUGCGGGAUCACUUCCAGGUGUGCACGCUGAUCGGGAGGGACCUUGUGCGAUCGCUCCAUGAGCUGGUGCUCGUGCCGGAGUUCCAGGGACUAUGGAAAGACUUGAUCCUGGCCCGAAACGUUGACAUCUGCCGGGUUGUCACUCCAGGUUGGUGCACAGCCUUGUCUAUCUCGCCGGAGAUGGAGACGCAACUGCUGUUCUUGAUGAACAAUGUGAAGUGGGGAAGCCAGAAGAGGUACCAGCUGUGGUUUGCGAGGAAGCAUUUGAUGGUGCCUGGAGGGGAGGAGAGGAUACCGGACAUUGUCCGCUUCAUAUGCUGCGGGUACCUCCCGACCAAUGAGGUUAUACAGUCUGGUGUCAUUGCCCGCUGGGCGGUCAUCGGUUGGUUGCUGACUAGUUGCAGCAAGGGAUACAUCGUAGCGAAUGCGAAGUUGGCGCUGUUCUAUGACUGGCUGUUUUUUGAUGAGACUAAGGGUAACGUCAUGAACAUUGAGCCAGCAAUGCUUCUGAUGUUGAACUCAAUAUCUCAGUAUGUAGAUAUCACAAACAUGCUACUCGAGUUCUUAUUUCUCCUGAUUGAGAACUAUGAGGUGCGGAGGAAGGAGGCCAUCGAGCAGUCUGUGAGGUGUGCAUUUACAGUGCUGGUGAAGAAAGGAGUGCUCCCGUCAUUGGAGUUGUUGACAUGCUGCGAGAAGCUAUCGCCACUGCUUAGGCAGAAGCUUGUGGCAUUUUUAUCUAGUACAACUCCUGUAGCAGCUGUAGAAGCCUGCUUGAAACCGAUUAAUGAGGUUUCUAAAGCAGCAGAGUUGAAGAAGAGAGUUUGCUCAAACUAG